AAAGGAUACAUCAUCAUGCGAGUCUCCUCCCUGUUCGCCGUGUGCGUCGCCUCGCUGGUGGCCUCAUCUCUGGCCCGUCCGGAGCCUCCGUCGCCCUACGCCUACCACGGAUUACCCCAGCAGCAGAGCCAGCGGGCUUUGCCACUAAAUGUUCAUCCUCAGGCACCGCAAAUCUACCAAUCGCUGCCCCAGGAGCAGUCAUUUGCAAACUUCGGGGCACCCCAGCAAUCCUACCUGCCGCCCCAGAUGCACCUGGACGCCAUUGAGCCCGUGGCUCCUACUGGACCCGCCUCUGCUGAGCCCCUGAAUCCCUACGAUGACAGCUACAACAUGGCCCACCGCCUGUCGGGAGUGCAGCACGCCAGUGGCUAUAACAACGGCCCCCAGGAGACCAAGGUGCACAAGCACAUCUACGUCCAUGUGCCGCCCAAGGACUUCGAGGAGGAGGAUGCCAUCCAGACGCGCGUCCACCACCAGCAGGGACCCAAGCAGAAGCACUACAAGAUCGUGUUCAUCAAGGCCCCGUCUGCCCCGGCGAUCCGUCCGCCAGUGGUGCCACCGCCACCCCAGAACGAGGAGAAGACCCUUAUCUACGUGCUGCACAAGAAGCCGGAGCAGGAGCAGGACAUUGUCAUCCCAACGCCGCCGCCCACCAAGCCCUCGAAGCCUGAGGUGUACUUCAUCAAGUACAAGACUAAGAAGGAGGAGGCCCCUGUCUAUGGACCACCACCCGCCGACAUGGAGCCCCGCCAGGCCACCGCCGAGGACUUUGCUCCCCUUGCCGAGGUCGCCGACGUCCUGCCACCCACCACUCUGGCUCCGGAACCGGAAAUAGAGCAGCCCGCCGCCGUCCCAGUGCCCGCCGCGAUUUAUGGUCCACCCACGGCCGCUGCCUACACCGGCGAGGAGGUGCAGACCACCCUGCCCGCCGCUCCUGCCAAUCAGUACCUGCCUCCGGCCACCGCACCCACUGCUUUGGCCAUUGAGGAGCCCUCGAUGGCGCCCAUCAUCGUGGAGGAGCAGCAGCCCGAGCAGCGCCUAGCUCCCGCCCACGUGCCCGCCACGAACUACGGUCCUCCCAACCGCUUCUUCCUCAAGAAGCUGAAGUGA
This is a messenger RNA of Drosophila serrata, 1110 nucleotides long. It is a transcript of the gene TwdlC, whose product is annotated as TweedleC. Gene Ontology annotation, molecular function: structural constituent of chitin-based larval cuticle. NCBI's taxonomy places the organism in Eukaryota, Metazoa, Arthropoda, Insecta, Diptera, Drosophilidae. Gene Ontology annotation, biological process: chitin-based cuticle development. Gene Ontology annotation, cellular component: chitin-based extracellular matrix. The record is from RefSeq and is a predicted model, not a curated record.